This is a messenger RNA of Bombina bombina (fire-bellied toad), 794 nucleotides long. RefSeq names its product mitochondrial ribosomal protein S33 (gene MRPS33). The transcript is spliced from 3 exons. The record is from RefSeq and is a predicted model, not a curated record. Gene Ontology annotation, cellular component: mitochondrion. NCBI's taxonomy places the organism in Eukaryota, Metazoa, Chordata, Amphibia, Anura, Bombinatoridae. Bases 138 to 455 code for a protein of 105 amino acids.
GACGGGUAAGAAGCUGUAGUGGCAGUUUGUAUGAGACUGUAUUGCACUACCUACAGUCACAGACUCUGAUAUACUUCUGCAGGGUUUCCCUCAAUGAGCAAUAAGAGAGUAUUUUGUUCAUCCCUAUCUGUCCUAUAAUGUCUUUGUCUAAUUAUGCCUUGAGGAUGGCCCGGCUGAGUUCUAGGAUCUUUGGAGAAGUAGUUAGGCCGACAGACGACAAAUCAAUGAAAGUGGUAAAACUAUUCAGUGAGCAACCGCUAGCAAAAAGGAAAGAGGUGUAUGACUGGUACCCCCAGCACAAUGUGUAUGUGAAUCUCAUGAGGACUCUGCGACACAUUGGCUUAUACAGAGAUGAGCACGAGGAUUUUAAGGAAGAGAUGCGACGGCUUAGAAAAUUACGUGGAAAAGGCAAGCCCAAAAAAGGCGAGGGAAAACGAGCUCUUAAGAAGAAAUGAGAGCAAUUCAAUGUUUGGACAUUCAAGCAAAUUGAGUGGCUCAAAAGCACACAGCUCCAAAUCAUACCCAUUAGUAAUAUAAUGCUUCAGUGGAAAGUGUUCUCUAUUUAUUUGGGACUUCACUAUGGUCAAGAAAUGUAAUGUUUUUAAGCCUGUGAAUUCCAUCAUCUGAUCCUAAGAAAAGUUUGGGUGCACUAACAUAAAGUUGUACAAAUGUGUAAAAAAAAAAAAAUACAUCUUAUUUUGUACUAUUGCGGACUGUUCUCUUUAUGUCAUUCAUCUGUAUAAUUGUUAACAUGGAAGUGACAGUAAAGUCUAAAUUUAAACUUUUCUAAUUCA